Molecule: messenger RNA, 1540 nt
Organism: Onthophagus taurus
Lineage: Eukaryota; Metazoa; Arthropoda; Insecta; Coleoptera; Scarabaeidae
Source: RefSeq, a predicted model, not a curated record
CAUUAUAAACAACUUUAUCAAGAAAGAAAUGGGUAUUCGCUUUAACUGGUUCGUUUAUUAAAUAAUUUUGAAAAGAUGUUGGUUCCAAUUCUUUUAAUUUUUCCAUUUGCUUAUUUAAUAUUUCGAUAUAAAAAUAAUGUUAAUAAGUUUAAGAGUAUCGAAAAAAUUCCAGGUCCAUCAUUCAAGGAUAUUAUUAACCACUACAGAAAUUCAUCCGAAGGUUUUUUAAAAUUUUUUCAAUCACUAAAUACAAAAUACGGCCCAAUUGUUAAAAUAUGGAUUAAACCGAUGCCGCCAAUUAUAAUGACCACAGAUAUGGAGUUUAUUCAAAAGAUUUAUAAAUCCAACGACAAUUUUUAUACCCCCGCAUUUUCUGAAGCUGAAUCUUUGUUAAGAGAAGGAUUAGCUACAACGAAAUCGAGAGAAAAUUGGCAUAACGAUAAACAAAUUGUGAUUAAAACAUUCACACGAGAUUAUAUAUCGAAUCGUUUGAUUGUUUAUAACGAAAAAUAUAACGAAUUCAUGGAAAUGAUUUAUGAGAAUUUAGAAAAACCGAUUGAAUUGGAAUCCAAUUUAGAAAGAAUUCACGCCGAAAUCAUAAUUGAAUCCAUGAUGGAUUCUCAAAUAAAAAUCACACAAAAAGAAAUUAACGACUACAUGGAGAAUAGAACAAAAUAUUUUAAUUUGUUAUUAGAAAAAAUGAAUUCAAGUACGAUGGGGAUUUUAUACAAAUUUACUCAAAAUUAUCGCUUAUCUUUGGGAUAUGCCGAAAAUGUUAUUGAAAUUAUGGAAAAUUUAUUGGAGCGCCAUAAAAAAAUUCCAAUCGAUCAAAGAGAGAAGUGCAAUUUAAUAUAUGCUUUUAUAGAUAGUGGAAUGUCAGAUGAUAAAAUUGUUGAUAAUAUGAAUACAAUAAUUGGAGGUGGUUUCGAAACCUCAGUUGUUCCAUUAGCACUUACUUUGUAUGAAUUAGCAAAACGUCCCGAACUACAAGAAAAGAUUUUAGAAGAAAUUCUUUCGAUUGUUGGACCUCAGUCAUCACGAGAAAUAACAUUAAACGAUUUAAAUAAUAUGACGUACUUACAUUGUGUUGUCAACGAAGCUUUACGCUUAUUUUUCCCAUCACCAUUCGUUGAUCGAUUAUUAACGAAAGACGUUGAAAUUAAAGAUAUGAUAAUUCCGAAAGAUACCCAAGUCAUUUUUAAUCUCGCAGAAAUUUUUAAAUCGAAUGAAAACUUUGAGAACGCAAACGUUUUUAACCCGGAUCGGUUUUUACCGGAAAAUAUGACGGAAAAUGCGAAAAAAGCACACUUAUCCUUCGGAUAUGGAGCAAAAUAUUGUCCGGGUAAAAAUAUAGCAUAUGCUUCGAUGAAAUUAUUUUUAGCAAAAAUCCUGAGAGAAUUUGAAAUUUGUUCCGUUAAAGACCAUGAUGUUAAAUUGAAAGCGGAUAUAAUGUUUAGAAGCAUUGAUGGAAUUCCUGUUAUUUUUCAAAAAAGAAUGUAUGAAUUAUAUAUGUAAUUAAUAAAGAAAUUUUUUUGUUGGA